AUGUCGUUCGCCUCGUCGAACGAUUGGAACGAAACCUUGUCGAUGAUGGGAUUGAACUCGACCAUGAUGGUGCCUCACGUUGUUUUGAAUCCGCCAAAGAGACACGUGGCUCUGGCUUCUCAGGUGGUGCUCACCCUUGUGUACAUAACCGGUGUGAUCGGCAACGUGUCGGCUCUAGUCAUUCUCUUUCAUCGUGAUAAGAGGAGAAAUCGAAAACACUUGCUGAUGUUGCGUUGUUUGGCCACAAACGAUCUUGUCGCGUUGUUGGGGAUGCUGAUACAGAUGUACAUCACAAUUUACGUGGGCAGCGUGAUAUCCACGAGAGGGUUUUGUUCUCUCCGAGUUGUUUGGAGACUAUUCGGUUUGUUUAGCGGCUGCGUUGCCAUCGUAAUGGCUGCUGAAAGGUGGCUGGCCUUGACGAGACCCUUCGUUUAUCAAAAGCAGGUGACGUAUCCGAUAAUUGUACGUUGUAUGCUGGUCCUUUGGCUGGUUGCUCUAGCGUUGACGAGCCUUCCAGUUUUGGGUUUUGGUUUGUACUACAAGGGCGAAAGAUGCGUUCGAUACAGAGAAGCCACCGAGCCGGCCGACAUCGCGUACGCUUACGUUUGGUUUGUCUUCGGGACGGUACUCUGUCUGUCGAUAGUCUGGUGCAAUUUAGCCGUUUCCAGAGCACUUAGCAGGCUAAGUCGGAAGGCUGGUGCUCUUCGACGCGUAACGAGAUCUUCCUCGAGAGCGAAACCACUUUUGACGGUGGCUGGACCGCCGUCAGAAGUCGUCGCGACCGCCGAGGAAAGAGCGUUCGCGAGAUUGAUGGCGGUGCUAUCCAUAUCGUUUGUUAUCUGUUGGAUGCCACAAAUGAUAUCAAUUCCAUUGGCACAAUUUGCGAUGCAAUUACCUCAAAAAGCGAUACUCGCACGGAAAGUGAUUCGCAUGUUUCACGUGGCAGCCGAUAUCCUUCUUUGUAUUCAUUUCACCUUGGAUCCAUACAUCUACGUGCUAUUGAGGAUGCCUAGGCCGAGAUUCUGCCUUCUGAAACCCCUCUGCAAGAUCUGCUGGCCAGGCAGAAGCCGAUCGAGUUCGUUCACAGGAACUACGGAUCACCAGGGUAGCAGUGGCGGUGAUCCAUCGACGCCGAUCACCGAGGCACCCUCCACCCCCGUCAGCGAGGAACACGAUCCCCAUUUGGUAGCAGUAUCGGUCUGAGACAGGC
Colletes gigas is the source of this 1210-nucleotide messenger RNA. Its product is annotated as prostaglandin E2 receptor EP4 subtype. Gene Ontology annotation, cellular component: plasma membrane. Lineage: Eukaryota; Metazoa; Arthropoda; Insecta; Hymenoptera; Colletidae. Gene Ontology annotation, biological process: positive regulation of cytosolic calcium ion concentration; inflammatory response; adenylate cyclase-activating G protein-coupled receptor signaling pathway. The record is from RefSeq and is a predicted model, not a curated record. Gene Ontology annotation, molecular function: G protein-coupled receptor activity. The transcript has 6 exons. The coding region runs from base 1 to 1203 and encodes 400 amino acids.